CAGCAAUAAAACCCUGGCGCGACCGAAAGACUGCUCGUCUCAGCAGGUCAUACAGAGCUUCUCAGCUUGAGCUCGCUCAACGUUCUUUGCGACAGAAUCCUGUCGCUCAAUCACCAAAGCAAGAAAUUAUCCGGUUCCCAGGACUUUAGUCCUUGAUCUCGAAAUUCCUCGAGGGGCUGCCGAUAGCUGCGGAGACUGCCUAUACCUCUACCCUUGAUCGCACUGAUCUAAUACUAUCUUCGACUCAUACGCACGCAUCUUCCUGUUCUCCGGGCGAGACAAGCCAGAAAAAUGUCAACCCAACGGCAAGCCACCUCCGCCUCCCAAACCCCGCACAUCUCCCCCGCCGAACUCUCCUACCUCUACACCUCGCUCAGUCUCCCGCAGAACCCCAUCCGACCCGAUGGCCGCUCAGCCACGCAGUUCCGGCCCCUGACCGCCGAGACCGAUCUGCUGCCCGGCACGAACGGCAGCGCGCGCGUCGGGUUCGCCGACGGGACGCAGGCGAUCGUCGGCGUGAAGGCCGAGGUGGAGCGGACGGUGGUGGGUGCUGCGGCCAGCUAUACUCUCGCCGAGGCCGAAGGCGCAGGGGAUCUUGAUGGCGAAAGCGGGGAGGGGUCGGGCUCUGCCGCGGGUGCUGGUGCUGCUACGGCCGGUCAUGGGUCGUGGGUGCAGAUGAGCAUUGAGAUCCCCGGGUUUCGGGACGACGAUGCCCUGCCGGUGUUCCUGGCGGAGAUGAUGCGGGAGCCGUUGGUUGAGAGUGUUUCUUCCGGGAGUAAGGGUGCUAGUGGGGAUGGCGAAAAAGAGAUGGAGGGGGGUUUGAAGGGCAGGUUGGUCAUUAAUCGGAGGUGGCAUUGGCGGUUGUAUAUUGAUGUAUUACUACUAUCGCAACCACUCUCCUACCCUCUCCCCUUGUUGUCCCUGACGACACAUCUGGCGCUUCUGGCGACGAAACUCCCCAAGUUGAAAUCCAAGGGCGAGGAGGAUCCCUUUUUCGACGAUGACUGGAAUGCGGCCGAGUAUCUGUAUCCCAGAGCUUCUUCUUCGUUCCCCAAGUUCGGCGGUAGCGCGGCGGGUGGUGUUCCUCCUCCCGUGCAGCAUGUUCGGCCGCCGGUGACCCUCUUGGUGAUCGCCGUGGGCGACAAUGUCAUCUUCGACCCGAACCGCGAGGAGAUCGCCGUCGCUGAUACCGUGCUGGCCAUCUCGGUGACGCGCGAUGGUGGUUCCGAGGGUGGCCUGAAGCUGUUGUCCAUCCGGACGAUCGAUCCCCCCUCGCGGCUGACGCAGCCUGGGGUGCCGAAUUCCGAGAACGUGGCGACGCUGGGGGCUACGGCUGGCGCUGCUGGCUCGGAGGAGCAGCAGCCGGCGGCGGCGACGGCGGUUCUGAAUCCGGUGACGGGCGAGGAGGAGGUUCCGGGCGUGUGGAGGCCUCGUCGGGGAGGGGUGAAGAGGCGCACGGUGGCUAAGAUGGUCAAGUUGGUGCUGGAGAAGGGUGGGGUUGGUGAGGAGGUUCUGGAGGGUUUGGAGAGUGUGGAGGUUGGUUGAGCGGUUCAGGAGGUCUGGCUUGUCGCUCUGGGACACUGGGGGAUAAACUGUCAUCCCUCAUGGCAGACAUCUUCUGAGCGUGUUUUCGAGGGGGAAAAAAGCGCAUAUCCACCCGAAAGAGCGUGAUACUAAACCACAGCGAUAAAUCGCCAGAUGUUUAGCCCCCGGUAGACAAGAGGACAAUCCGCCAAGGAGGGUGGAAAGCUAGUAGUAUUGUACAUAGACCUAAGAUAUGCUAAAAAUCUU
Aspergillus japonicus CBS 114.51 is the source of this 1791-nucleotide messenger RNA. Its product is annotated as exosome non-catalytic core subunit RRP42. Gene Ontology annotation, cellular component: cytoplasmic exosome (RNase complex); nuclear exosome (RNase complex). Gene Ontology annotation, biological process: U1 snRNA 3'-end processing; U5 snRNA 3'-end processing; U4 snRNA 3'-end processing. The record is from RefSeq and is a predicted model, not a curated record. The transcript has 2 exons. Lineage: Eukaryota; Fungi; Ascomycota; Eurotiomycetes; Eurotiales; Aspergillaceae. The coding region runs from base 292 to 1545 and encodes 417 amino acids.